ACAGCCACGAUGCCAGACAACCCUGAGUCACUUUCAUCACAAUUCUAUUCCAAGCAAAACCACCUUACUAGUCCUGACACCAAAAUUCCCAUGCAAGUUAAGCCAUUGCCGUCGUCAAUUUCGAACGAUGUCAAGCUCGAUGUGCCACAAGCCGGUGGAACAAUGCAUGUCCAAUCUGGCGCUGCUGUCCCGGUUGCCUUGACCAUCGAACCGAAUGACUCCCUCAAUGUCAAGGAGGCACCUUUGUCUUCACCACCUCCACCCGAAGCCAACACUAUCGAGCCGAUUAUUCCUUCUGGCACCGGGUCAAUGGAAGAUACCUCGGUCGAUACUACCUCGCUUUCAGAGUUCAUGCUGUUUCCACUUAGGCUGAACAUCUGGAAGUAAGCUCUCCGCCCACGGAUUAUGGAAAUAGAAUAUUGCCAUAGCUUGAGAGAUGAGCAAUAUCCCUCAAGCACAUGACCACUUGUCCACCUCUUCCUCGACCUCGAGUUUCGCCAGCGAGCAAGACUCAAUUCCGGAUAUAACCUCUCCGAACUCAGCCACCCGACAGGAGUCUAACGAGCUUCCGCGAGAUCUCGAAACCCUCCCCUCCCCCCGCCCAGACACCAUGCAAGAACAGGGAACCAUGUCCGUUGCGUCCUCUCCAAGUCGCGUCGAACAAUCACAAGAGACGACCCAGCUUACCGCGGCUCUCGGCACUUUCACCUUCUUCCCGAAGUUACCUAUCGAGAUCCGACUCAUGAUCUGGCCCUAUAACUUUCCGCGAGGACGCGAGGUCAAUUUUGGCAACGAGCUCACGUUUAAUGCUAAUUGGACCGCCGUCAUGAGCUGCAUCUUCCAAUUCGAAGAGCCAUCUCCACUUUCUAUUGCACUCCGAGUCAACAGAGAGUCCCGCCAAGAGACGCUGAAGCAUUACACCAUCCUGUUUCGAGGUGAUAGUCAGAUUGCUGCAGGACAAACAAAGCCAGUCCAGAGACCGUUCUGCUACAAUCCGAAACUUGACACUGCUUGGAUCAACCCCCUUGCACUACAACUGAUCUGCUGGGACGGAGCCGCCUUUGUGCCUGACCCUUGGUUGCCUUACCUUGCUUCCGCAGCACCUUCAGUCUUCCCUAACACACGAAUACUCGAUAUUCGGGGUUGGUACAAGAUGUGGCCCUCAGUAGUUCAACUAGGACGGGCGCCUCUGUUUUAUGCUGCUUUUAUUGGCGAGAUCCAUUGCACUGUCCCAGUUGACCACUUAGCAAAGCCACUUCACCAGUAUCUAAGUCCACAAUUGGAACCCCUUCUGCAGUUUCGGGGCUCGGAGGAAUUGAAAUUGAUCCCAUAUCGCAAUAACGGAAGCGCCUUCAGUUAUGCGUUCACACACAUUCUGAAUGGGCAAUCGGAGAAGCGGUAUUUGCAGGGCGUCAAGGAGUUUCUGGUGGUACACAAGGACAAUUUUGGUGGAAAGUCUCCGGUUCUGACAAUUGCGGAGCAGGAAGGAUAAGAGGGUCAUGGGGAUGUACUGUGGUUGGCUAGGAGGUUCUUGCGAGACCGUAG
Messenger RNA from Hyaloscypha bicolor E, 1545 nucleotides. RefSeq lists its product as uncharacterized. Bases 437 to 1492 code for a protein of 351 amino acids. The record is from RefSeq and is a predicted model, not a curated record. NCBI's taxonomy places the organism in Eukaryota, Fungi, Ascomycota, Leotiomycetes, Helotiales, Hyaloscyphaceae. The transcript has a single exon.